Molecule: messenger RNA, 3712 nt
Organism: Candoia aspera
Lineage: Eukaryota; Metazoa; Chordata; Lepidosauria; Squamata; Candoiidae
Gene: EFEMP1
Product: EGF containing fibulin extracellular matrix protein 1
Exons: 11
Coding region: 223-1566 (447 amino acids)
Molecular function (GO): calcium ion binding
Source: RefSeq, a predicted model, not a curated record
AAAACACGGAGAGGGAGGGGAAGUGCGGGCGGGGGGCGCUUUCACCGCCGCGACUCGAGGAGCCAGGCGAAGGCGCGGGGUUAACCUGCAGCUGCGGCUCUUCGGGAGGGAGUUGCUGCCACUCGCUCUCCCCAGCUGCCUCCCUUGGCAGCUUCUUGCGCGGGAAGGGAAUCCCCUCCCCACCUCGCCGCACGCCCGUUGUUGGAGCGACGCAGAUUCAUUAUGGUCACCUUUGCUGUCCUUGCUGCUCUGAUCCUUGCUACAGGACACUCACAAGAAGCAGAUGAAACUAUCACAUACACGCAAUGCACAGAUGGUUAUGAAUGGGACCCCAUCAUGCAACGAUGCAAAGAUAUCGAUGAAUGUGAAAUUGUGCAUGAAGCAUGUAAAGGUGGAAUGAAAUGUGUUAAUCACUUUGGAGGAUAUCUCUGUCUGCCCAGAACAGCCCAGAUCAUUGUCAAUAAUGGUCAAGAACAAACAGUAUCAGAGACUGCUGGUAGCAGAAACGGUAAUCCGAUCAUUCGUCGGACGCCCCCAGAUCAUGUGGCAUCUCGGAUACAGUGUGCUGCUGGGUAUGAAGCAAACGAUCAUAAUGUGUGCCAAGAUAUUGAUGAAUGUACCACUGGCACCCACACCUGUAGGUCAGAUCAGGUCUGUGUCAACUUAAGAGGAUCAUUCACCUGCCAGUGUCGAGCUGGGUAUCAAAAGCGGGGAGACCAGUGCAUUGACACUGAUGAAUGCAUGAUCCUUUCCUUGUGCCACCAUCGGUGUGUGAACAGUCCUGGUUCCUACUACUGCCAAUGCAACGCUGGCUUUCAGUUAACAACUGACAACCGCACAUGUGCAGACGUAAAUGAGUGUGAGACCGGCAACCCCUGCGCCCAGCUGUGCUACAAUAUAGUUGGUUCUUUCCUAUGCCAGUGCAAUCAAGGCUUUGAGUUAAGCCCAGAUAGAAUCAGCUGUGAUGAUGUUGAUGAAUGUAGAGCUUCUAACUUCCUGUGCCAAUAUCAAUGUGUCAAUGAGCCAGGAAGAUUCUCUUGUGCGUGUCCAGAUGGAUACCAGUUGGUCAGAGGAAGAAACUGUCAAGAUAUAAAUGAAUGUGAAGUAGGCAAUGAAUGUCGAGAAGAUGAGAUAUGUUCUAAUUAUCAUGGUGGCUAUCGCUGUUACCCAAGAAAUCCUUGUCAAGAGCCUUACAUGCUUGCAUCUGAAAAUCGCUGUAUUUGUCCAGUGUCUAAUCCUCUUUGUCGGGACCUGCCAUACUCCAUUGUUCACAAAUAUAUGAGCAUCCAUUCAGAGAGGACUGUGCCAUCUGAUAUCUUCCAAAUCCAGGCAACCACAAUUAUCCCCAAUACAAUUAACACCUUCCGGAUUAAAUCUGGAAAUGAGAAUGGAGACUUCUUUCUCAGGCAAACAAGCCCAGUGAGUGCAAUGCUUGUGUUGGUCAAGCCAGUAACAGGUCCACGAGAACAUAUCAUCGACCUGGAGCUGUUGACAGUCAACAACGUGAACUAUCGGUCAAGUUCAGUACUGAGGUUAACACUAAUUGUGGGACCUUAUUCCUUUUAGUCACUGAAGUUAAGUAAUUUGCAAGCACCCAGAGCAACCAAAGAAGCUUUCUUUUGAAUGAAGCACUUAUGAUUUUAUUUAUAGAUUUUACAUGGUGUUUUUUUUAAAGGAAAGAAAACUUUAUUAGAGAAAUCAGUACUUGUAAUCAUUCUAUUAUACAAUAUAACCUGGACAUUGUCACUUUCUGUUGAGAAACUGCACCUCUAUCUUGCAAUAACUUGUAGCCAUUACCAUCCUAUAGCAUAGCAGCUCUUUUCUGAAAAAAUGCAUGGAGGAAGUGAGACGAAUUACAUUCUUACUCUGCUCCUGCUUCUGUGUGAUUAGGAAAUUGCGAUCAGAAUUCUGUGCACAGGCAUAAAUCAGCUGUGCACCCUAUGCGGGGGUCUGAGCAAGCAGAAUUUCCAAUUUCAUGAAAGCGUAUGUCUUACUUUUGACACAUACAUACCCCUUCAUACAUUCAGUGAUCAUAGUCUGAGUUGUGGGGUUAGACCACAAAUAUAGUUUAUGUGAUUGCAGUAGCAUAAAAAAAGCCUUCAUAGAUUUUAUGAAACCCUUCAUAGGGUUUAUGUGCAUGUAUUUAAACCCAAUACUACUUUUAUCCAGUGAGAUAGUGGGCAUCAUAAUCCAAUAUGCCAAUAAAACUCCUUUGCUUGUAAUGGCUCCAUGUAUUUCAACAGACGAAAUCAAUCCAUAUGUUAUUUUUUCUGUUUAAGAGGGUGAAAUAACCCAGCUAUUAAGGAAAAGGGCUUCAUAUGUUCUUUGAAGCACAUUCAGGAUUAAACAGUGUGGCCCAGACCAAAGACUGCCAUUUUAAUAUCCACUGACAGUAAACUCAAUGGGACUUUGAUAGUUACUGAAUAGCUACUGAAUUAAACCACCAGUGUCAGCGAUACACACACACAUAUGCACAUACACACACAGCCUUCCAGCGUUCAAGGUCCUAGAUUCUGUGCUUUUAAAUCCUGUCAAGUAGCAAAACUAGGAAAGAACCCCUGCUGUUGACAGUCAAAAUACAGAUUGGGCUACAUGGACAAAUUCCUGCUUCACAUGUGGAAGAAUCAGAUAUUUCUCCAGUGUAAGUGAAACUCAGCAAAUCAUAUCAAUAAGGGAAAGUAAAGUGCUUCUAGAUAGGGAUUCUUGAAGUAUUGUAUUCCUUCAGGGCCCUGUAGUAGAAUAUAUAAACCAGUGUUUCUCAACCUUAGCUGCUUUCAGAUGGGUGGACUCCAACUCCCAGAAUUCGCCAAACAGCAUGGAAUUCUGGAGUUGGAGUCCACCCAUCUGAAAGCUGCCAAGGUUGAGAAACACUGAUAUAGACUCUUCUCUGUAUAUUAACCUGCAUACUGUAUGAAGGACAUUUCAGUAAUAUAUAUUAGAUAUAUCCCUUGCUGUUGUCCUUUUAAAGUGCCUUAUAAGGAUGGGUAAAGAUCAUUUUAAAAAAGAAGGAAUUCUGUAGAGAGUUAUUUGUUCUCGUAGUGGAUUUUUUAAAAACAUGAUGUAAGAUUAAUAGAUAUCGUAAAGAGGAAAUAGUUUGCACUUGGUGUUUCCUGAGCAAAAGAUACUGGGCAAACCUUUUCUACUUAAACAUACCACUCAUUAAUAUUUUAACUUUUCCAGGAAAAAUAGGACAUAAGGAGAAGUAUUUGCCAAACAUUAGUAAGGCUCUCAACCAAAACAAAAGAAAAAAUCAUUUGGAGAAAUCAUUUUGUAUAAGUAUUAUUGUUUCUUACAGGGAACAGUCUUUCAAGUUCUUGAGCAAAAAGAUGAGGACAAGUAGAUAUAUGUUUGUAUACUAAGAUCCCCCAAUCUAAAAAAACAGAUGUUUUUAUGUUAUUUCUUUUUAAAAUCAUUUUUGGCUCUGGCUUUUCUCUUUUUAAAUUUGAGGUCCAAGAGUUAGCUUCUCUCGAUAAAGCUUUCUACAAUAUGACAUUGACUUAGUCAACUGAUAUAUCUAUUUUAUAACUCGGAUUUGUGAUUCUAAAUGUAUGGUUUUUAGUUAAAAAAAAUGUAAUAGGGCCUUGAGUUAAAAGCAUUCUUUUGUAAUAUGUAAAGACUUCUCUUGUUUCUUAUCUAAAAUCAUAACAAAGAACUCUUUGAUGUACAUUUUUAAAAAAAAUAAAUAAAUAAAAGACAUACCUGUUUUAGUGGA